Molecule: messenger RNA, 1930 nt
Organism: Exaiptasia diaphana
Lineage: Eukaryota; Metazoa; Cnidaria; Anthozoa; Actiniaria; Aiptasiidae
Exons: 12
Coding region: 182-1810 (542 amino acids)
Biological process (GO): cell adhesion; axon guidance
Cellular component (GO): plasma membrane
Molecular function (GO): protein binding
Source: RefSeq, a predicted model, not a curated record
AUACUAUGUAAAUUUCAUAUAAGCAUGACGCUUAAUAAAACCUUUAGACCAUGACGGUUAUUAACGUAGACGCUAGAAAAAAAAGAAGCAAAUAUCAAAGAUCUUGAACGAAUUUGUUUCAUUUUGGUCGUUGCGAUCGUUCAUAUUAAGUGUUUAUAGAAAACAGUCGACAGGAAAAACUAUGUCUGGUAGAGUGGCUGUGUUGUUAUUCUUUGCAGCGACAUUUUACACUGAGUUUCCGUUUGGAAGUGCUUACAAUUGGAAAGCUUUUCCAGAUACAGAGACGAUAAUUAUAUACCCGGAUAAAAAAUCGGCGACGAUGACAUGGAAAUGGUCAUUACAAAGGAACACGAAACUGAAUAAUGAAGAAAUAAUAACCGGGCUCGUCAUCAAGAGGUUCCAAGUGGAAAAGCAACUUGCCACAGAAAAAGAAAUUGGAAAAUAUUUAUAUGGUGGCCCUGGCAAUGAGGAAAUUGAGACUGAUGAUUCAUUAUUCUCGCUGCGUUUUGAAAAGGGAGUAGUGGGAGGCAAAGAUGGCUUUGCAGAAUUCACUAUCAAAGAUGUUGCCAGACAAGGCAACAAUAACGAUGGUUCGCCCGUCAAUGUUGAAACUGGAAACUAUACGUAUAUCUGCGAAAUGACUUUACUUUACGUUGUAAACAAUCCUGGUCCAAAAUCGACGACACUGAUUGUCUAUGAAAAGCCAUCAUUUACAAACACACCGAAGAGUAAACAAACUUCGAGCAAUAACGUUACCCUUGAAUGCACUGCUAAAGGAAGACCGCAACCAAGAAUCAGCUGGACAAUCUUAGAGACAUCAGGAGAAAGCAGGGUAACUGAAUCACAGACUCGACUAACAAUCAAUCCAAAGAGUGAUUCUGGUGUGUACAAUUGUACUGCUAGAAGUGUUGCAGGCAGUGUGGCAGCUGUGGCAGCUGUCCAGUAUAUAGGAUGUGACUCCACAUGUUCCACAGAUAGCAUGGGUAUUGAAAUGACAGGACUUACCUUUAAAAGUGACUAUGAAAAUAUAAACUCCAAAGAAUCUGAGAAGUUAAAAAAUAUCAUUGAGCAGGAAUGUUUACGUGUCUAUGCUUACUAUUCUCCAAACAAGCCAAUAUAUUCUUGUAGAGUACUAGACUUCAGGAGUGGCAGCGUUGUUGCCAAUGUACAGAUUACUUAUCCAUCUACAGUYMGUAACCCAAGAGAGCCCUUGGAGAAAGCAAUUGAAACAGGCACAUUUGCAGGACAAGCUGUAAAGAAGUCAUUUGUCAGUCCUACGAAAGUGCCACCACACACAACAUCUCCCCCAAUGACUAUAACUACAACAGGGGCCUAUAUUUCACCUACGACUACUAUUUCGACAACAGUAGAAACAAAAGCAAGUUCAGGAGGUUGUCGGGUUUGCUGUAUAAUCCUUGGUGUGCUAUUUGGUGUGUCGCUGAUUUUCAAUGUCAUCUUCGUUGGUUUUUUUAUUUGGAGGCAUUUGACAGAAAAUAACAGACAGUCGAACGAAAGUGAGAACAUAAUCGGAGUAGGAUACAUGAGUACGUUUGCUCUUCAAGAACAACCAACCAGUACUGAUGGACAGAAUGUGGUGCAGUACGAACAUGUUGGCAACGGUAGAGAACAAGAAUCUGCUAACACGACCAUGUACCAUUCAAUCAGCCCUCACACAGAUACUUACAGCUCACUUAGUCCAAGCACUAAGCUACCUCCUAAGCCUGCAGGCAUCACGAUCAGUGGUAUCUACCAAGACAUUCCAGCUACUUCUCAACAGUACCAGUCUCUGGACAGCUUUAACCGAGUCUAGACUGACUUGUUAAGUCAGUUACCUGGCCAAACUUGAAGGAUGUACUUCACCUAGGGAGCGAGAAAAUUUAUUUUUAGUUCUCAAUACAUUUAUUUGUAUUUUUCACGCGCGUCCAUAGGC